Entelurus aequoreus (snake pipefish) is the source of this 3831-nucleotide messenger RNA. Its product is annotated as synembryn-A. Bases 1167 to 3245 code for a protein of 692 amino acids. The transcript has 19 exons. Gene Ontology annotation, molecular function: guanyl-nucleotide exchange factor activity; G-protein alpha-subunit binding. Gene Ontology annotation, cellular component: plasma membrane; cytoplasm. Gene Ontology annotation, biological process: G protein-coupled receptor signaling pathway. NCBI's taxonomy places the organism in Eukaryota, Metazoa, Chordata, Actinopteri, Syngnathiformes, Syngnathidae. The record is from RefSeq and is a predicted model, not a curated record.
AUGGAACGCGGCCCCUAUUAUCCCCUCUCUUAACUUCAUACUGUAUAUUUGACAAACACGGGGACAACUUGUAUCGCUGCAUUUGAACACGGCACCCUUACUUCACCUAUUUUAGCAUCUUAAAAGGCAAGCCUCGGGCGGCGUUUUAAACAAAUGUCCAUUUAAAAAGUUCCUGAAAAGAACUUCUGUUCGCAAAUAAACACUGGAAACAGACAGAAAGCAGCUAUAAGCCAGUGUUUAUUUGCUUGUAUUUGCAGCGAAACGCUCCUUUUGUUUGACAGUAAAUGUGUGCAUGUGUCUUAUUCAUACGAGUUAAGCGGAGGCUUUCACGCGUCACCAUGACUUGCUUAAAAAAAGUUCACAAACUCUCUCUUAAACUUGUUCUAUUCCACGCACCAUUACAUCUUUAAAGACGAGUUUCUCACCUGGUCCUUCUCAGAUUUGCUGUUUGUGUGUCCACUGUCUCCUGCGUCUCCAGUGUCUCUCAUUUUUUCCCCUCCUUGUUACACAGUGAUGCCAGGAAAUACAAUCAACUCAUGUCCUUUUUUUUUUUUUUUAAACCAACCAUUAUCUUCUGACCAUUUUUUUCCCCUCUCCACUUAUUGCGCAGAUUUUUUUCAGCCUCGCCAGCCGAAUAAAGGAGAAAAGAAGGUGCAGAGCCAGGAAAGCACACAGAUGUUGAUCUUCUGACUGAUAAGGAACAAUCUUCAUGAAUGGAACGUGCUGCUCUUGUGGGGCCUCUGUCCUCUCAGUCCCCGAUGUCUGGACGGUGUCCCCUGCGAGUGAGGUGUCUUUGUCCGACCUGUAGUUCCGGAAGAAUGAGGGUAUAUACUUUUACAUCCCUGGGAGUACUUGGUGGGGGAGCCUUCUCCUUCUUUUUCCCAUUUAUCCUUGACGUUGUGUACAUCCUGUUGUUGUAAAACUGCAGCUACCAGUUGAACACUUGAGAACCCCCUGGCCCCGUUUCCUCUACCUACUGGGCACAAGAGAGUUCCCAAGAUACCCUCUCAAGCAAAACAGCAUCUCUUUUGGAUUAACAAGAGAGAGAGUGUGCGGAAGUGAAGCAAGUGAACUGAGCAGAACACUGUUCACAUACGUAGAGCUCAGAAACACUGGAGCUGCUGCAGCUGUGACAGCACACCUCCGGGAUAUCACCUCAAGCAAGCAUGGUCGUGGACGUGGAGGGGAUUAUUCGGUGCAUCAGGCACAGGGAUGAGAGUGGCGUUCACACUCAGCUGCAGGAGUUCAACAGAGAGUAUGCCCAGUGUUUCUUCUUUGACGCAGAGGAGAGAGACAGAAGAAAACAAAGGAAGCUGGAAGAGUUUAGGAAAAAUAAAGUAAGGGGUUGUGCCGAUUCUGACUCUGAUGGUGACGAGAAUGACCAAGAGGACCGGGGUCUCCUCCUCAGACAGAGUUUGGCUGUGGUGCUGGUGAGGUUUAUAAGAACUGGAGUGCACUGCCAUCUGCUAAGAAUUGCACUCCGCACCCUUAGGAUCCUCUCCAGAGACAAGAGGGUCCUGGGCCCUUUGGUGACCGACAGCGCUCUCUUGACUCUGGCUAAACUGGCAGGGCUGAGCACGAGUGACUCAAACGACGACGCCAGCGGCCCAGACUCUGAUUUCUACGACAACAUCAUCUCCUCUCUCUCUGAGGUCAAAGCACCGAUGUGUUGCGGCGACGGUAGUGACGAUGAUGUCAACGACCUAAACGAAGAGUGCUCCACAUUUGAAGACGAUGCCAAGAGUGACGUCAGCGCCUCCAACUGCAGCGAUGUGGACACUAUCAGCUGGCCCGAAAGCCACAGGCCCAGCAUUAACGAAAUGCACAGAGGCAGCGUCCAUCACAAGGAGCUGGAGCGAGGGAGGAAGGACCGUCGUGAGAGCAAGAUGGAGGGCAACGAUGAGGAGGAGGAGGAGGAUGGGACAUCGGUAGAGGAGAUGCAGAACAAAGAGGCUUUGAAGGUGUUGUGUAAUGUUGUAUACAACAGCACUUGGGCACAGGAGAGGUUCAGCACACUCAGGCUAAUAUGCGGCCUCAAAGAGCGCCUCUCCUCCAGGAUCAUUCACCCGGCUCCCUCCAGUGUUCAGUUCUACGAGUUACGGCUUACCUUCCUCAUCACUGCACUGCGACCUGAACUCAGCACUCAGCUUCAGCAGGAGGGAGGCGUCUCCAUCCUCUCAGCGGCCCUGGAGGGCUACCUGGAGGUGCAGUGGAAGGAGCAGUAUGACUGCGUGCUGGACCCGGCGGCAUCACCUAUUUCUCUGGAGGCCUCUCAGCGCAUCAUCGAGAUCCUGAAAAUCCUUUUCAACGUCACACACAGAGCCCAUGGACAUGCGCCGAGCGAGGCUGAUGCAGCGCUGUACCGACAUCUAGUGGCAAUCCUGCGUCUCUGCAUGAUGAGGAAGUGCAUGUUGCCCGAGGACACAGAUGAACUGCAGGGUCAUACGGUCAACCUGCUAACGGCGCUGCCUCUCCAGUGUCUGGAUGUUCUCCUGAUGGUGCCACUGGAGCCCGACUCUGAGCAGUGCCAGGGGGUCAACAUGGACUGUGUCCACACCCUGCUGCUAUUCAUGGAGAGACGCUUGGAAUCAGGGGACAGAGUCAAAGAGAAACUAACUCCAAUUCUCAAUCUGCUGACAGAAAGCUGUCGGGCCCACAAAGAAACGCGCCAUUACAUUCGGAAAUAUAUCCUGCCUCCUCUGAGAGAUGUUUCUCAGAGGCCAGAGGACGGCUGCACCGUAAAAAGUCGCCUGGUCCGUCUCAUGACAAACCUGGACACGGACGUCAAACAUUGCGCUGCCGACCUUAUUUUUGUCCUCUGCAAGGAAAACGUGAGGCGAUUUGUGAAGUACACAGGCUACGGCAACGCGGCGGGACUCCUCGCCACCAGAGGCUUGCUGGGCGGCCCCACGUCCAGAACCUCCUGCAGCAACACCCUGUACUCCAGCGACUCCGAUUCUGACACUGAGGAGUACCGACAGGUGAAAGACCGCAUCAACCCGGUCACUGGGAGAGUGGAGCGGGAGCAGACCGACCCCAUGGAGGGCAUGACGGAGGAGGAGAAGGAGGAAGAAGCUACGAGGCUCAUUCGACUCUUCAACAAGCUGUCCAGGGAUAACAUUAUUCAGCCAAUGGGAGUGGACGCAGAUGGAAAGCUGGUACCGAUGGCGGGACUGAGGGAGAACAGUCUCACAGAAGAGUCGGCGUCAGACACGGAUGAAAAAGAGAAGGACUCAAAUCAAUGAAGUCCGUUCUGUUCUCCUAAAUAUCCUUUUUUGCUGUUUUAGUGCUUCGAUAUUUGUGGAUAGACCUAGAAAGAAGUGUUGUUUUAUUUUUUUCUCCUUAUAGGAUCAAUUUGAUUUACUUUUAGUUGUAUUGGACAAAAUGAUUGGGACAAGUGGCCAUUACGUCAUAAAAAGAACUUUAAUGAAAUUAAACUGAACUUUUCACUCUUAUGUGAAGAGGACUCUGGCCUCUUAAUCCAAAGAAUGUGUUAGACGGCCUCCAACAACAUGUACAGGUGCACAGGCAUGCUGCAAGGAAAAGGGGCCUUACCUCAAACUUAUUAUUGUACGCCACAAAGUAUUGGCAACACUCUGCGUAAAUUCCAUGUGACACAUUUGGAGGCGUCACCUUAAUCUUUGUGAGCUUGAAGGUUUUAGGUGUGUCUGUACACACGCCACAUAGAAGCCUAGCUGGAAAGUCCUUCCUCUAAUGAGUGAUUGAAGUCUUAACGAGUUGAAAGUCAUUCCUCACCCUAAUACGUGUGAAAUGUGACUAAGUGGUGAUUGUGAUUAAACAAAUGAUGAUGAAAUCCAGGACUGUCAGUUU